CCUCCCCAUAGUUUGUUUGGAUCUUUUGAAGGGACCAGGCUGGUUGUUUUGUAGAACUGUCCCACAUUCUGGAUUUAUCUGAUUUUUUCUUCGUGGUGCUGUUUAGCUUGUUCUUCUGUUAUCUCAAUGUCCUAUAAACUAGAAGUUAGGCCAAACAGCUUGAUGAGGUUCAGGUUAAACAUUUUUGGCAAGAACACUUGAGAGGUGAUGCUGGGUGCCCCAUCUCACAAGGCACACACUGUUGGAGUGUCUCCUGAUUAGUGAUGCUAAGUCUGGCCACGGGGUUAAGGUGGUGGCUACCAGAUCUCUCUAUUGUAAGUUGGAUCCUCCCUUUUGCAAUGAUCACUUACUUUGUAAAGUGAUGCCUAGGCUGUGUGCACAUGACACAUUUUCCUGUUAUCCUUUUCACUGCCCCGUUCUGAUACCCAGUUUUGAUUCUUGCCUCUUGUAUCAGUUGGGCUUUGUGGGAGCUCUGAUAUUUGUAUUUUUAACAAGCUCCAAGUGACUCUGAUGUUUAGAUAGAUUCUAAUCAGGAUCCUUUGUUGACACAGAAAAUACCUCAAAGUAGCUCAAGGUUAAAAGGGGGUCAUUAGCAAGACACAGGGGGCUCUCCUGGAGCCUAGCUACAGGAUGUACAGCUGGCUUAAUAUUGUGAAAAUUGUGAAAGUCAUACAGGAGCUCCUCUCUUGAACCUUUUUCUCUGCCUCCUUCUGCACAUUUGCUACUUCAUUCUCUUAGUCGAAUGCCUUCAUUAAGGCUCUUAAUUUCUGCUUCCCCAUAGUGGGUUCAUGCAGGGCUCCAGGCAGUCUCCAAGUCUCUUAUCUGUCUGGGUGACAUAACUCAAAUUCCGUCUGCAGAGAAUCUGGCUUAACUCAGGAAGCUGUCCAUCAGCAGUGGCUUGUGGAGCAGAGACAUUCACAUUCCAGCAGGGGCUGGGAGAGCUUAGGGGAGGGCAAAGGGUAGGAGGUGCUGGUGGUAGCAUGGCUAAGACUCCUUAACUCCACUGGGUUACUAAUCCCAGGGGCUCUGUGACUUUCUAGGUACUGAUACAGGCCAACGGAGCCAGACUCCUUAGAGGACAGAGGUGGGCUUCCUGUUUCUUAGCCCAGAAAUUAAUUCCAUCCAUCUUUGCCCUGAUUCCUUCUGGGCCUACAAUUCCAGCAUCACUGUCUGAACAGGCUCAUCUCCUCUUCUUUCCCACAGCCUGCCGUGGAGGUACCCCAGUAUGUGGGUAUCCGGCUCCUAGUAGAGGGCUCCACCAUCAAGAAGCCCCUGGCAAUGUGUCACCAGCGGAUGGGGGUCCACCCAGCACUCCCUCACCUGCUGACCCAGAGAGGCUCUGGGGAAGGCAAGGACUCGGGGACCCUUACCCACAGGUCAGCUCCUAGGAAAGUUGCUGGGGCCAGGAGCCUGGGGCACACUGAGAAGCCAGCCUCCACUGCCACCACCUCGGCCCCUGGAAAGGGGAAGAAAGGCAAGGCGAAAAGUGCCACAGCCCUGGUCAACCCCAAUCUCCGGAAGUGGGAGCCCCCCAGCACCAGGAUGGGCUGCAUUUUCACCAUGACCUUUGCUAGUGGGGACAGGCAACCCCACCCCUUGAACAGAUUGCCAUUGAGUCUGAAGAACCCCCAGGCCCUGGCCCCUUACCACUUCCCCAGCCUCCACACCAAGGCCCGGCUGUCUUCUCCCCAUGUGCUCCGAUCCCAGGGGCGGGUCCUCAGACUGCAACACAGCAAGUUGGUGGGCUCUAAGGCCCUGUCGACGACAGGCAAGGCCUUGAUGACUCUACCUACUGCCAAGGUUUUGAUUUCCUUCCCACCUAACCCUGAGCUCAAGUUGGCAUCCAGCGUCCUGAAACCAAGAAAGCGCCUUCGUGGUUCCCAUCCUGGAGGUGCCUGUGGCCUCUACCCUUCGAAGUUGGAAAUCUUCCUAGCACCCACAGGAAGGUCAAGGCCAAAGGCAAGUUCAAGACCAGACUCUGUGACAAACCCAAGGCUGAGGCAUGCCUCAUGAAGACACUGAGCCUUCCAGGACCCCCGCCCUUUAUCAAUGCAUACCAGGGGCUAGGGGGCAUAGGGGACGUGAGGCUAGAAAAGCCCUUGCUUCAGUCCUCACUGCCCCUAUCCUGGAUGCAACGCCAAAUAAAAAGGAGCAAGUGAAGUA
Messenger RNA from Leptonychotes weddellii (Weddell seal), 2163 nucleotides. NCBI's taxonomy places the organism in Eukaryota, Metazoa, Chordata, Mammalia, Carnivora, Phocidae. The record is from RefSeq and is a predicted model, not a curated record.